AUGAACAACAACAACAACGACAUAGACGACGACGAGAACACGAACAAUACUACGCAUCAUCAUCAUCAACAACGACAACGACAAAAGGAAAAGCUCAUCAGAAACAGAGUGUUAGCAGAUUCGAUUAAAAUAGCAGAGUUGGAAGCGAAAGAACACGACGGCGUUUCUCUCUCUCCUCAAGCCGCUUCGGUGUUGGGAGAGUUGGUGUUCUUGGAAAGCGAAAAGUUAGCGUUCGAUUUAAAAGCGUUUGCAAAACACAGAAACGACAGAACGAUUACGAAAAAAGACGUCGAGUUGUUCGUUCGUCGUUCGUCGGGAGAUUUGUUAGAGUGCAUAGAAGACGCGUUGCGUAAAGAAAACGUGAUUUGA
Molecule: messenger RNA, 369 nt
Organism: Bathycoccus prasinos
Lineage: Eukaryota; Viridiplantae; Chlorophyta; Mamiellophyceae; Mamiellales; Bathycoccaceae
Exons: 1
Coding region: 1-369 (122 amino acids)
Biological process (GO): replication fork processing; resolution of meiotic recombination intermediates
Cellular component (GO): Fanconi anaemia nuclear complex; FANCM-MHF complex
Molecular function (GO): protein heterodimerization activity; chromatin binding
Source: RefSeq, a predicted model, not a curated record